AUGAAAGUUCCCUUCCAACGGCUGGUUCGGUUCGAAGACCCAGAUGGCAAUAUUCUCUUUGGCGAGGCCCCUGCUGGAGACAAUCUGGUCGGCCAACAGGUAGCAAUAUAUGAGGGUGAUAAACCUUGGAGCCUCCGCGAGUCACCUUCCCAUGCAAAGGUUGCCAAGGUGAUUUGUCCUUUGCCAGCAAGCCCCUUGGUCUAUGGCGUCGGUCUGAACUACAGCAAACACAUCGCUGAAUGUGGGUACCCUACCCCCGAGUAUCCGACGAGCUUCAUAAAGCCGCCAGAUGCGCUGGUGGGGCCGUACUCGGACAUUCGUGUCAGCAAGUCUCACCCGCAAAUUGACUAUGAAGGCGAAUUCACCUUCGUCGUCGGCAAAGAUGCCAAGGCUAUUGAGUCGAAACAUGCUGCAGACUACAUUUUGGGUUAUACAGUUGGAAACGAUGUUACUAGCCGCCAGUGGCAGCGUGUUCCUGGUAUUGGGACGAAUUACGGGAAGAGUGCCGACGGGUUCGCACCGAUCGGGCCAAUUCUGGUGGCCACCGAUGUUGUCGACCCAGACCAGCUCGAACUGAUCACCCGUGUCAACGGCAAGGAGCGACAGCGGUCUGGAUUAGAUGACUUGCGGUUCAAGGCUGGCGAUAUUCUGGCGCACCUCAGCAGAUACAAUACGAUUCGUGAGGGGACAGUGAUCAUGACUGGUACGCCAGCAGGCGUCGGGGCAUUCAUGGACCCUCCCGUAUGGCUGAAGCAGGAUGAUGUUGUAGAGGUGGAGAUUUCUAGUAUUGGCACAAUAAAAAAUCGAUUCCUUUUCGCAUGA
Molecule: messenger RNA, 822 nt
Organism: Cladophialophora psammophila CBS 110553
Lineage: Eukaryota; Fungi; Ascomycota; Eurotiomycetes; Chaetothyriales; Herpotrichiellaceae
Exons: 2
Coding region: 1-822 (273 amino acids)
Molecular function (GO): catalytic activity
Source: RefSeq, a predicted model, not a curated record